Messenger RNA from Rubroshorea leprosula, 3601 nucleotides. The record is from the annotation of a GenBank genome assembly. Lineage: Eukaryota; Viridiplantae; Streptophyta; Magnoliopsida; Malvales; Dipterocarpaceae.
UAUCUUUAACAGCUAUUCUGAAUUUCAUCUCAGCAACUCUAUCAAGUAUAUUGGAUACAGGCCCGUCUCAAAUGUUAUCAUCUGAUCAUCGAGUUUGCUAAAAUGGAAAUAGCUACUCUGCCUCUGAACGCGAUUGUACCAGAAGUUCUUGAAAAAGAUAAUUAUGGAAGGUGGAGCAUUUUAAUAGAACACUACUUAGUGGCUCAAGAUGUUUGGGAUGUUGUUGAUCCAAGCCAGACGACUGAAGAAAUGAAUGAGAGGGUGUGGAUUAAAAAGAAUGCUUUAGCUCUACAUACCAUUAAGAUUUCAUGUGGUGCAAAGGAGUUUGAUCUAAUAAAGAACGAAAAGUCAGCCAGAGAUGCUUGGAAGGCAUUACUUGAUAUGCCGAAGGCUAUGGCUGGGGGAAAUCGUGGAACAGGGCGCAGGGGUAGACCACCCCUAAGUGCGCGUGCUGGUGGGAGAACUCCAUUAGUUGCUAGGAGCGAGCCUGUUAAUCGAGAUGAGGUUGAGGUGGAUGAUGUUCAAAAUGAGUCAUUGGACUCUUCUGCAAGGAAUCAUGAUCAACAUAAUACAAAUGUUGGACAAAGUCAACAGUUGGGACAACAAAGUCAACCAAAUUUCAUGGAAAUUAUGCAGACUAUGGCAAAGACUAUGGCUGAACAACAAGAGUUAGUCAAGUCCUUGGCAGAGCAACAAGCAAGGGUAAUUGCAGAGCAGCAAGAAAAGGUUUCAACACCACAGCCUAUCCACAAGGGAGGCUUAGCAGAGUUUGUUAAGCUUGCUAAGCCUUUCCAUGGAGAUUUGAAGGAUCCACUAGAAGCAGAAAAUUGGAUCAAGGAAAUGGAGAAGACUUUUCGGGGCAAGCACACUUCCCCAAUUGACUGGAGUACCUUCACCGAAGCAUUCCUUAGGGAGUAUUUACCUGAAAGUGACAGACAUGAGAUGCAGCAAAAAUUUCAUACCCUUGUCCAAGCCGACAAGUCUGUGAAGGAAUAUGAGAAGGAAUUCAACCGGCUUUUAAAGUUUGCUCCUCUGGCUACUCAAAAGGAUGAGGAAUCUAGGAGGUUGAAAUUUCUCUAUGGGCUGAAUCCAUAUAUUCUGUCUGAGGUUCAGAAAUUUGAAGUAAGUACAUACUCUACAACAGUUAACAAAGCCAAAGUGAUAGAGCAAGGUCAGAAAGUAGUUAUAGCAGCAGAGGAGAGUAGUGUUGGCACUAAGAAACAGAAAUGGAUGGGUGCCUUAAGCGGGAAAGAUUCCACUAAUCACAGUUUUAUACAGAGCAAAAGACAAAACAUAGGAUUUUCUGGGAAUCGAAUGCACCAGGGGGGAAAUGUUCAGUGUUGGAGAUGUCGGGGGCCCCAUGAACCCAAGGAUUGUAGAUGGCUGUUAGGUUUGUGCUUUAAGUGUGGUCAAGCUGGGCAUCAUGCAGCCAAUUGUAUUCAUGCAAGGUACCCACCAAAUUCAUGUUUCAAAUGUGGGCAGCAGGGACAUAAGGCCAUUAAUUGUCCUCAAGGUAGACAAAACACCCAGGUUACUCAACGUGCUCCAGCUAAUCAAUCAGUUGCCAGCGAGAGAGCAUCUACUGCAGGUUCAAGUAAAGGAGUAAGUCAGAAAUCUCCAGUUAAGGGUCGUGUUUUUGCUUUGACUCAACAGGAUGUGCUGGCAUCUAAUGAUGUAGUGACAGGUAACACUAGAAGGUCACCUCCAAUGAUCCUAUAUGCACUACAAGCUCAUCGAUUAUUAAGUAGAGGUUGUGAGGGUUACUUGGCUACUGUUAUUGAUAAGGAAUUUGAUGAAUUGCAACUUCAAGACAUUAAUGUGGUGCGAGAUUUCCCUGAUGUAUUUCCAGAUGAAUUGUCUGAAUUACCACCGAAUAGGGAAGUGGAAUUUUCUAUUGAUUUGGUUCCUGGAACAGCUCCAAUCUCUAAGGCUCCAUAUAGGAUGGCCCUUACCGAACUCAAGGAGCUAAAGGAGCAAUUGCAAGAGCUGUUGGAUAAAGGUUUUAUAAGGCCAAGUGUGUCACCUUGGGGUGCUCCUGUGUUAUUUGUGAAGAAAAAGGAUGGAACCAUGAGACUCUGUAUUGACUAUAGAGAGUUGAACAAGGUGACAGUACGUAACAGGUAUCCUUUGCCUAGAAUUGAUGAUCUUUUUGAUCAGCUGGUGGGAGCUCAAGUUUUCUCUAAAAUUGACUUGAGAUCUGGAUACCAUCAAUUGAAGAUCAAGGGAGAGGAUAUUCCUAAAUCAGCCUUCAGAACCCGCUAUGGGCAUUAUGAAUUUCUGGUGAUGCCAUUUGGGUUAACUAAUGCUCCUGCAGCGUUCAUGGAUUUAAUGAAUAGGGUGUUUAAGCCGUACUUAGAUAAAUUUGUUGUGGUGUUCAUUGAUGAUAUUUUGGUGUACUCUCGAAGUAUAGCAGAACAUGAAGAACAUUUACAGCUAGUUUUACAAGUUCUGAGGGAGAAAAAGCUUUAUGCAAAGCUGAAGAAAUGUGAGUUCUGGUUGAAUAGUGUUGCAUUUUUAGGACAUGUGGUGUCUAAGGAUGGAAUUUCAGUAGAUCCGGAAAAGGUUAAAGCAGUGGUAGAAUGGAGUAGACCUACUAAUGUGACUGAAGUUCGGAGCUUCUUGGGCUUAGCUGGGUAUUAUAGAAGAUAUGUGGAGGGAUUUUCUCGUAUUGCAGUUCCAUUAACUCGAUUAACCCAAAAGGGUGUGAAAUUUGAGUGGACAGAUGAAUGUGAACAAAGUUAUCAAGAGUUGAAGAGUAGAUUGGUCUCUGCACCUAUUCUGACUAUUCCUGAUGAUAGUGGUGGUUUUACAAUUUUCAGUGAUGCUUCAAUGAAAGGGUUGGGUUGUGUUUUGAUGCAACAUGGCAAGGUGGUAGCUCAUGCCUCAAGACAGUUGAAACCAUAUGAGAGGAAUUAUCCAACUCAUGAUCUCGAACUAGCGGCAGUUGUUUUUGCUCUUAAAAUUUGGAGACAUUAUUGAUGAGUUUAAUUUUUAUAUGGAUUUAUCUACCCUUUUUGAGCCUAGAAUUUAAUAUUAUGGGUCCUUUGUAACUUAGUUUCACCUUUGUUUAUAUUAAUUUCAUUAUUUAUAGGUGGAAAUUAAGAUAGGAAUUAAUUUUGCAAUAAGUGACAAUUUGCACAUACUGCAGUAAUUUAACCAUAUCUUUUUCUCUAGGUAUCGGAUUGAGUUGAUUCUUCAGGCGUUGGAAAGCUAAGAGGCAGAGCUACAAUUGAUGUUUUAUGAGCUCAACCCAGUUUCUUCUGUAUCAAUACAGAAUUGAAGUUAAAAGUGACGGUUUUGACAAGACAGUGCAGAAAUAAAGGGAAUUGGGCUGUGUUUUUUAGGUUUGGGCCAACUGCAGUCCAGGCCCAAACCAAAGCCCAAUUCCCAUGUCUGCUAGGGUUAAGGGGUUUCUAAUUUUUGGAGAUAUAUAUAGAUGCUACUCAGCAGAAACAGAGGAGACACACAGACGCAAGAGAGUUGUUCUACGCGAGAGGAGUUGUUCUGCGCAACAGCACCCAGCCGCCCACAUCCCAGCCACCCACAUCUGUUGUUCACCAGCAGAAGAAGAGGACAGCCACGCGAGAUUGCUCUGCACAUU